AUGUCGGAUGAUGACGACGACUACAUGUCCGCCGAGAUUCUGCAGGGCGUCAGUGACGCACCGGUCGGAAUCGCCAAAUCGCGAGCUCAAAAGCGGCAAUUGCAGAUUCAUUCGAGAUUCGAAGAAUCUCGCGAAACGUUUAAGCCAAAACGGCCUAUAAGCCAUGCAGAAAGAGGUAUGUACGUAUCUUUUAAAUAAAAUAACUUUCAAUAACUAAUUUUUGUGCAGAAAAAGAGCGCCGCGAUGAAGCUCUAGCCAAGCCGAUUGGACAAGAAUCGAAAGGAUUCGCUUUGAUGGCCAAAAUGGGAUUCAAACCAGGAAUGACACUGGGAAAGCAGAGAGAAGAUGAGAUUCGCAUCAGUGAACCCAUAGGAAUCGAUAUCAAAGGAAAUCGGAAGGGAUUGGGUCAUGAGGCGGAGGAAGUGCAAGAACGGAACGAUCGGGUCGAAGCGGUGAUGCAAAAGAUGAAAGAGCAGGCGGCGAAGCACGAAGAACUCAUCGACGACUACUCGAAACGAAGAAGGCAGGACGAGAAUGCGAAGCAGUUGGUGAAAGACAUUCGGGCGUGUCGGAAAGUGUGCGAAGAGCUCGAUCAUCGGAUCGAGAGGAAAGUGCCGAAAGUCGCCUGGUUUUGGAGAAGUUACAAAGUGAUAAAAGAGGACGACGCACCGAAAAGGUACCAUAGACAUCACGAAGAAGAAGAGGAAGAGGAGUACAAAUACUCGAAUGGACUGAAAGCACCCGUCGACCCAAAUUACGAUGUGACGAUGCCAUUGGAGGAGUUAGAGACGAUGUUUGUCACGAAAAUGCAAUCCCUUUUGUAAGAUCUAUUUCAGACUCCGAACGAUCAACGAGUACCUUCGAGACGGUCACUUCUAUUGCAUUUGGUGCGGAGCCAACUACUGCUCUCCGGAAGACAUGGCCGAGCACUGCCCCGGAGCCACCAGAAGAGCUCAUCACGGAGACGAUGAUCAUGAAUAA
Molecule: messenger RNA, 981 nt
Organism: Caenorhabditis sp. 36 PRJEB53466
Lineage: Eukaryota; Metazoa; Nematoda; Chromadorea; Rhabditida; Rhabditidae
Source: the annotation of a GenBank genome assembly